ACGACUCCCUCCUCGCUGACGCCUCCCAUGUCGUCCUCCAUCUACGCCCAUAGGAGCCUGCAGCCGACAGGGCCGCCGGCCCAGGGCCCUUCUACCCAGGCAGCCGGCACUCGACUCACAGAAUGCUUCGAGACCAUUAGGCAAGAGUUUGAUGUGCUCACGCAAGACCUCAAUCUGCUCCGUUCCCAGCGAGACGAUUUUGAAAACAAAGUCUCGUCUCAAGUGAACGAGCUCAACAUCAUCCGCCAAUCCCUCUACGACCUCGAAGCCCAACAUGGCAAAAUUCGACAACAAUACGAAGAAGAAAUCAACCGCCUCCGACAAGAACUGAUGUCCCGCCCUCCCGCCACCGGCCCCGCCGUGCCCCUCAACCCAAACGCAGCGGGCAUCAGCGGUCUCGCAGGCGGCGCCGGCAUCUCUGGCAUCGGGGGACCCGGUGGCCCCAGUGCGAACGGGGGAGGGAUGGGGCCUGGGGGUGUGCUUGGGACGCCGGGGAUGGGACCUGCGGGUGGAGGGCCGAUGGGGCCUGGGUUGGCGGGGACGCCGGGGGUGGCGAGCGCGGGUGGGUAUCCGGGACCGGGGGGGCCUGGGGAGGGAGGUUUUUUUGGGAGAGAGAGGGAGGGGAUGGAUACGCGGGCGAGAGAACGAGACAGAGAGGGGAGAGAUCGGGACAGAGAUAGGGAUAGGGAUGUGAGGAUGAUGGAUAGGGAUAGGGAUAGGGACGUGAGGAUGAGUGACCGGGACAGGGACAGGAUGGGGGAUCGGGACAGGAUGGAUAGGGAUCGGGAGGCGAGGAUGAGUGAUCGGGAGAGCAGGAUGAGCGAGAGAGAGAGGAUGGAGAGGGACAGGAUGAUGGACAGGGAGCAGCGAGACAGAGAUCGUGACCGUGACCCGAGGGAUUCGAAAAGGAUCAAAGUGGACAGAAUCAAAGUCGAUAGGCCUGAGCAUUAUAGUCCCUCCCUCAGCCAAGGCGGACCCUCCCAACCCCCUCAACACCCAUCCCAAAUGUCAAACCCCGGCGGUCCAGUCAACCCUCCCCCAAACUCCUCCCUCGUCAAACUCCCACCCACACCCGGCGGCCCCGGUCUCCCCCCGCCCAACGCAGUCCCGUACGGUCCCCCUCCUCCCCCCGGCAUGAUCACCAACUCCGGUCCGCCGCCCCCGUCCUCCGUGGCGCCACCUCCACCACCGCCGCCACAGCAGCCACAGCCGACAGCGAGCAUCAGUGGGCCACCGUCGGCUAGUCAGGGAGAUGGUCCAGGUCCGUCGAGCGCUGUUGGAGCGGGUGGGGCGUUGGUGCCGAUUAGUGGGAGUACGAAUGGGUUCCCGGAUGAUUUGGAUCCGCAGAAUGUGCCGCCGGAGUUGAAGAAGGAGGGGAGCGAUUGGUUCGCGGUGUUUAAUCCGAAGGUGAAGAGGGUGUUGGAUGUGAAUUUGGUGCAUACGCUUAUGCAUGAAAGUGUCGUGUGUUGUGUGAGGUUCUCGGCGGACGGGAAGUAUCUCGCUACAGGAUGCAAUCGCUCAGCUCAGAUUUAUGACACGAAGACGGGAGCAAAGACUUGCACCUUGAUCGACCGUGAUGCGAACAAGACCGGAGACCUUUACAUCCGAAGUGUAUGCUUCAGUCCAGACGGCAAAUACCUCGCCACCGGUGCCGAGGAUAAACAAAUCCGCAUCUGGGACAUCAAAACCCAGCGCAUCCGCAACAUCUUCGACGGCCAUCAACAAGAAAUCUACUCCCUCGACUUCUCCCGUGACGGCCGCCUCAUCGUCUCCGGCUCCGGCGACAAAACCGCCCGUAUCUGGGAUAUGCAAGACGGUUCGUCCAAAACGCUCACCAUCCACGAACCCGAAGCGCCCGACUCCGGCGUCACCUCCGUCGCCAUCUCACCGGACGGCCGACUCGUCGCUGCCGGUUCGCUCGACACGAUCGUUAGGAUCUGGGACGUGCAGACGGGGCAGUUGGUGGAGCGGUUGAAGGGGCAUAAGGAUAGUGUGUAUAGUGUGGCGUUCACGCCGGACGGGAAGGGACUGGUCAGUGGCAGUUUGGAUAAGACGUUGAAGUAUUGGGAUGUGAGGCCGAUGUUGGCGAUGGCGGGGAAGAUGGUGCCGGGGCCUGGGUCGACGCCGAAUGGGAAGAAGGAGGGCGGUGAGAAGUCGAAUUGUAUGAUGAACUUUACGGGACAUAAGGACUAUGUGCUUUCGGUGGCUGUAUCACACGACGGUCAGUGGGUCGUAUCAGGAUCGAAGGAUCGCGGAGUCCAGUUUUGGGAUGCGAGGAGCGCUAUCGUGCAAUUGAUGUUGCAAGGCCACAAAAACUCUGUCAUCUCCAUUGAUCUCAGCCCGGCAGGAAGCGUUCUCGCGACCGGCAGCGGAGACUGGCAAGCCCGAAUAUGGAGUUACAACACGGUCUGAUCUUCUCGGUUUUCUUCGUCCAUCGAACAAUGUAUAUCAUGGUUUUCUCCUUGCUUCCGAGCCCUCUUGCUUCCUCCGAAAAUUCGGCCUGCUCUUUCUUGUCCUUCGUUUCUUUGUUUUUUUUUUCUGAGUUGCGCUUUCUCUUCUUCUUUCUGGGGUUCGUGUGAUAUUGCCUGAAAACGCACGAUGCCAUUCUCAGCCCCGCCGUUUCUCUCUUCCUUUCAUUUUUUGGCCUUCGCCUCAUCGUGCUCACGGGUUCCUUUGCGACCUCCUCCGUCCGAAUCGAAGCUCCGUAUUUAUAUGCAAGUUGCUCAUGCCCAUGCCCAUGCGCCUGCGUAUGAGUAUAUGUACUACCCUCCCGCCAACUCUAACUCCCUCCCCCUCGCGUCCGUACCUUCCGAGAUACGUGCUUACGAUACAUACGUUUGUUCUUUCGUUUCUUUUCCUCUCUCGAGUCUCCG
This is a messenger RNA of Stereum hirsutum FP-91666 SS1, 2873 nucleotides long. Its product is annotated as WD40 repeat-like protein. Lineage: Eukaryota; Fungi; Basidiomycota; Agaricomycetes; Russulales; Stereaceae. The record is from RefSeq and is a predicted model, not a curated record. Gene Ontology annotation, molecular function: protein binding. The coding region runs from base 28 to 2412 and encodes 794 amino acids. The transcript has 10 exons.